AUGCCUAUCGUCAACGUCAACGACGUAUCUGGAAAUUCAUUCGACUAUGUAGUUAUCGGCGGAGGGACUUCUGGAUCAGCGCUCGCCGCUCGAUUGGCGGAAGACUCUUCGCUCAGUGUCCUUGUCCUCGAAGCAGGACAAGAGAAUCUCAAUGAUCCCAAAAUCGACAUGCCAGGCCAGUACGGACAGACGUUUGGCGACACGAAGUACGAUUGGGGCUUCUCCACAGUAAAGCAGCCUUAUUGCAACGACAAACAACUUGGCUGGUCGCGAGGAAAGGCGCUAGGUGGAAGUUCAAGCAUGAACUUUUUCUGCUGGAUCAAGCCUCCUGCAGCUGAUAUCGACGCGUUCGAGAAACUCGGUAACCCUGGAUGGAACUGGGAGAAUUAUGCCAAGGUGUCCCGGAAGACGGAGACCUUCCACCUUCCAGCGAAAGAGCUGACCGAUCUCUAUCCACACACCUACGACCCCGACUUCCGUGGUCUCUCCGGCCCUCUCCAUGUCGCCAUUCCGUCGCAUGUCCACACAGUCGACAAGCUCGUGCAAGAAACGUUCGUGAACAAGGGUGUCAAGCCCAUCAAGGACCCGUACGGUGGUGAUAUUUCCGGCACCUGGAUCGCGUCGGCGACGAUGGAUCCGAAGACGUGGAAGCGUUCCUACGCGGCAACCUCGUACUUGGUUCCGAAUCUGGCGAGGCCCAACCUGAACGUGUUGACCGAAGCGCUCGUCUCACGCGUGCUCCUCGCCGAUGCGAAGGACGCAGAUGGCAACCUGACUGCAACAGGCGUUGAGUUCAUUGUUGAUGGCAAGAGUUACACUGCGAAGGCGAACAAAGAAGUAGUCGUCUCUGCUGGUGCCAUCAACACUCCCAAGAUCCUCGAACUUUCAGGAAUCGGCCGCAGCGAUGUCCUUUCCGAGAUCGGCGUCGAUGUGAAGCUUGAGCUACCAGGAGUCGGCGAGAACGUACAAGAACAUGUCUUCUUCGGCGUCUCGUUCGAGCUCAAGUCCGACCAUGCCACCCUCGAUAAAUUUGCUGACCCCGCGUUUGCUGCAAAGCAGGUGGAACUCUUUGCUGAAGGCAAAGGACUCUUCCGUACUGGCAUCACCUCAUUCGCCUACGUCCCCCUCGCAGUCGCCAACCCCAAUGGUGCUCCAGCAUUCUACGAAAAAGCCGCGGCCGAGGUCAAGGCCCUCAAGGCGAAGGGGAUUCACCCUGGUCUUGCCGAGCAACUGGACAUCCAGCUCGACAUCCUUCGCGACGAGACCCAGCCUGAGUUCGAACUCGUCGCGUUCCCUGCAUUCUUCACUGGCAUCUCUAAGCCAGAGUCGGGCAAGAGCUACGUCUCAAUUCUCGGAAUGUUAAAUCAUCCACUGUCUCGGGGCACUAUCCAUGCCACGAGCAAAGACCCCAAAGAGCACCCCGCAUAUCUGGAGAUCCUCGUCGAGCAAGUGAAGUACAUCCGAAGCAUGAUUCAGACUGAGCCCUUCAAGUCCGGCGUCGUCCGCGAAGUCGACCCAGGCCCGAACGUCCAGACGGACGAACAGAUGCGCGACUACGUGAAGAACCAUCUCAGCAGCACCUGGCAUACGGUCGGCAGUUGCUCGAUGCUUCCGAAGGAGAAGCAGGGUGUCGUCGACCUAGAGCUGAAGGUCUACGGAACGUCCAACCUUCGCGUGGUCGACCUUUCGAUUGUACCUCUUCACAUCGCUGCACAUACACAAGCCACGGCGUACGUCAUUGGAGAGAAAGCGGCGGAAUUCAUCAAGGCAGGAUUGAAGAAAUAG
Messenger RNA from Cyclocybe aegerita, 1785 nucleotides. Lineage: Eukaryota; Fungi; Basidiomycota; Agaricomycetes; Agaricales; Hemipholiotaceae. The record is from the annotation of a GenBank genome assembly.